AUGACAGAAAAAAAAUCAUCAACUAAUUCUCAAGAAGACGUACUACAAUUUCUUGAAGAUCUUGAUACCUAUUCUACAAAUCCGUCAACGAUUGAAACUAGAACUGAGGAUGAUGUUCAAUCUGUUCUUGAUUAUGUUGAUCAAAUAGUACAAACUUCGACUACUAAUACAAGCGUUAAACAAGGUUCUGAACAGAAGCUACAAAAAGAUGAAGCCAGUGGCAGUGAUGAUAAUAAUAGUGGAGCUUGGAGUUGGGGAAAUAUAUUGGCAUCUGCUUCAACAGCCUAUAAAACAGCCAGCACCGUUGUUGAUUCGUCUGUUAAAGGAGCAUUGGCAACAGUCGAAACAGUACGAGCAAACGAAGCAACUAAAAAGUUGGAAGAAAAAGUACGUUCAGAUCUUAAGUCAUUAAGUUUAAAUACACUUACAACAGUUGUUAAUGCGGUAGUUCCACCAAUUUCACAAUAUGAAAUUGUAGAAGUUUGGUUGGCACAUGAUAUGAUUGGAUAUAUUGGAUUGGAAUCAAUCGUUUAUCGUGGAUUUAUAAAGGUAAUGGAACAAGUUGAAGGAGGAGAUAUUAUUGUUAAGAAAGGUAAUAAUAAUGAAACAAAGAAAGUUAAUAUAACAGAUGAAUUAUAUAGAGAUUUAAAUGCAAAUAUUGAACAAACAAUCAAGAAACAUUAUGAUCCCAUUUCAUUAGAAAAAGAAAGAUUAAAGACAAAGGAAUCACAACAAAGAGAGACGCCAUCAAUUAUAUGCCCAGUAUUUAUGUCAAUACAACCAACAAAAGCUAAUCCAUACGUUAUACCAACUUUAUCAUCAUCCACACCAUCAACAGAUAAUGUUUCAGAAAAUUUUCUGUUCUUUGUAAUAGUAUUAACAGAUCCAACUCACAAUCUGACCUUCGAAACUUAUUCACAAGCAUUACCAAUUAGUUGGUUAGAUGUAAAAUAUGAAGAAAAUGAAUGGGUAGAAGAUAAAAUGGUUGCAUCAAUAAAACUAGCAGUACAAACAAUUGCUCAAGAUUAUGUUUGGCAUCGUAUGAAUUAUAGUAGUAAUCAACCUAUUAAGUAA
Molecule: messenger RNA, 1074 nt
Organism: Entrophospora sp. SA101
Lineage: Eukaryota; Fungi; Glomeromycota; Glomeromycetes; Entrophosporales; Entrophosporaceae
Source: the annotation of a GenBank genome assembly